AUUUUUAAUGAAAAUCAUCAGUCAAUUACUUUAAUUACAGUGUUAAACACUUAAGUUUUUUUUUACAAACCAAUCAACAAAAAUCUUUUAUAUAUAAAAAAUGGCUUUCCUUAAGGUAACUAUCGUCUGCUUGGCUCUCGUUGCUGCCAUCGAUUGUGCUCUCUUGCGUGCUCCCUUGGCCGCACCUGUAGCUGCUGCUGUACCCAUCAAUACUGAAAUCGAUCCUCAUCCUCAGUAUGCUUUUGCCUAUAAUGUACAAGAUGCUUUGACCGGUGACAGCAAGAGCCAACAGGAGGUUAGAGAUGGUGAUGUUGUAAAGGGUUCCUACUCGGUGGUAGAUGCUGAUGGUUCUCUUCGUACUGUUUUCUAUACCGCCGAUCCCAUCAACGGUUUCAAUGCUGUAGUCCAACGUGGUCCCGUACCAGUUGCUGCUCCCGUUGUAGCUGCCAGACCUGUAGUGGCUGCUAGACCUGCUGUAGCUGUACCCACCCGUUUCUUUUAAGUUAAAUGUAUUUUAACUUAAAAUAACGUUUUAGAUGUAUAGCUUUCCUCUAUCCUUCUCUAAUUAUCUUUUAAUUUAAAAUCAUUGUUAUUUUAGGAAAAUGUCAUUAUUAUUUAAAUAUUAUUUUGUUGUUUAGUUUGUAUUUUAUAUUUUUUUGUUAAAAAAUAAAAAAAAAUUAAACGA
Lucilia cuprina (Australian sheep blowfly) is the source of this 685-nucleotide messenger RNA. It is a transcript of the gene Cpr64Ab, whose product is annotated as cuticle protein 18.6. The record is from RefSeq and is a predicted model, not a curated record. The coding region runs from base 101 to 502 and encodes 133 amino acids. The transcript has 2 exons. Gene Ontology annotation, cellular component: extracellular matrix. Lineage: Eukaryota; Metazoa; Arthropoda; Insecta; Diptera; Calliphoridae.